UUAAUUGUGGAAUCCUCAUACCGUGUCCGGAUGUCUCUGCGCAUAUCUACUCCUACUUUCCAUAAAAAGCAUGGAGCAUCAAUUCCCUGAAUUCACUCCCCUCUGACCUUUGCUUGCCAUAAACAUAAAAACACACCAACUUUUCCAGUUCCCAAAGCACCUCAAUCUAAACCAUUGCAAUUCUUUUGCUCCAUUUUUUUUUUUCUCUUUCUUUUUCUGGGGUUUGGUUGGUUUGAUUGAUUCUAUUGUUAGAAGAAAUUUGGACUUGGUAAAUUUUCUCCCCUGAAGAAAAAGAGGACUUGGGGUGGUUUUGAUCUUGAUAUUUGGACUUGGUCUUUUUCUCAGUUUCAAGGUGUUGGUUGCAUUGUUCAAAUUUGUACGCUUUUGAAUUUUGCUCUUUGUGUUUGUACUUUAUGUUUUAUUUCUUAAAUCCCUUUUUAUAUAUGCAAAUGUUUGAGGUGAAGAAAUUCAGAUGAAAAGUUGAAACUUUUAGUCUAAUUUCCCCUGUUUCUUUGAUAUGCUUUAUUUCCAAUGAGGGAAAUAUUAGUUUAAGAGUUUCCUUGUGAUUUUCAGGUUAUUGGAUUAAGGGUUUGGUAGGAUGAAGAACAAUAAGAUGGGUAGUGGAAUGGAGAUUACAGGAAGAGAACCCACAAAUCACCAUGUACGCCACUUAGCUGCUGAUAGUGAGAUCAACAGUGCUGAUUAUGCUACUUAUACAGUGGUCAUACCACCCACACCUGAUAACCAGCCAGCCAAAAUGGAAAUCUCAAUGCGGCCUGUGAGAACUGAUGGUCAGCGCAUGUCGAAUUCCAUGUUUAUGGGGUUUAACAAUCGCGUUACACGUUCCCUUUCAAAGGGAAAGUUCGUUAAUGCCGAUGUUGAUGCAGAAGGGUCGUUUUGUGAGGUACCCGGGUGUGAUUCUAGGAUGAUGAGAAAUAGCCAGGGUGUAGAGAUAUUCCCUUGUGAAUGUGGGUUCAGGAUUUGUGGGAAUUGUUUUAAGGAUGUAUUACAUGCUGGGGAUGGGAUUUGUCCUGGAUGUAAAGAGCCUUAUAAAGGGCUAGGUGAGUCUGAAUUGGCCAUGGAGAGCCAAAGUCAGAUGUUCAAACAGGCUAAUAGGUUGUCCAUAGUGAAAUCAACAGAGAUGCACAGGAGCCAGGGUAGUGAUUUUGAUUAUACAGAGUACUUGUAUGAGUCUGAGAAGAGUUAUGGGUAUGGAAAUGCUGUGUGGCCAGCCGAUGGUAUGGAUGGGGAAAAAGAUGGGAGUGGUAGUGGCGGUGGUACUAAAAAAUUUUCAGAUAAGCGAUGGAAGCCUCUGUCACGGAAAGUGAAAGUAUCUGCUGGGGUUCUCAGUCUAUAUAGGCUCUUAAUUCUUAUUCGAAUGGUGGCACUUGGGUUAUUUUUGCAAUGGAGGCUUAGAAACCCCAAUGAAGAUGCAAUCUGGUUGUGGCUUAUGUCUGUAAUUUGUGAAGUCUGGUUUGCCUUCUCUUGGCUACUGGAUCAGCUCCCUAAGUUAUGCCCAAUUAAUCGGGCAACUGACCUUGAUGUUCUAAGAGAGAAGUUUGAAACCCCUAAUCCCAAUAAUCCUUCAGGAAAAUCUGAUCUACCGGGCAUAGAUGUCUUUGUUUCAACUGCAGAUCCAGAGAAAGAACCACCACUUGUCACUGCAAACACCAUUCUUUCAAUUUUGGCAGCUGACUAUCCAGUUGACAAACUGUCCUGUUAUGUUUCUGAUGAUGGAGGCGCCCUGUUAACCUUUGAGGCCAUGGCAGAGGCUGCUAGUUUUGCCAAACUUUGGGUUCCUUUCUGCCGGAAACAUGACAUUGAGCCAAGAAAUCCAGAAUCCUAUUUCAAUAUGAAGAGAGAUCCUUACAGAAACAAGGUACGCCCAGAUUUUGUAAGAGAUCGCAGGCGGGUAAAACGUGAGUAUGAUGAGUUCAAGGUUCGGAUCAAUGGCCUAUCUGAUUCAAUCCGAAGGCGUUCUGAUGCCUUCAAUACUAGAGAAGAGGUCAAGGCUUUGAAACGUUGGAAGGAGAACAAUGACGAUGAACCAAUGGAAACUUUGAAAAUCACAAAAGCUACUUGGAUGUCUGAUGGAACCCAUUGGCCUGGCACUUGGACAGUUCCUACCCCUGAGCACUCUAGGGGUGAUCAUGCCAGUAUCAUUCAGGUGAUGUUGGAUCCUCCGAGUGAUGAACCACAAAAAGGUAAAGAAGGUGAUGGAAAUUCCAUGGAUCUAAGUGAAGUUGACAUUCGUCUUCCUAUGCUGGUUUACGUUACUCGUGAAAAGCGACCUGGUUAUGAUCACAACAAGAAGGCAGGGGCCAUGAAUGCUCUUGUUCGAGCCUCCGCAAUUAUGUCCAAUGGCCCUUUUAUUCUUAAUCUUGACUGUGACCACUACAUCUUCAAUUCCCAAGCACUUAGAGAGGGAAUGUGCUUUUUGAUGGACCGUGGUGGGGACCGAAUUUGUUAUGUCCAGUUUCCUCAAAGGUUUGAAGGGAUCGACCCAUCUGAUCGCUAUGCCAAUCACAACACUGUUUUCUUUGAUGUUAACAUGCGAGCUCUUGAUGGGAUUCAGGGUCCAGUAUAUGUUGGAACAGGAUGCCUAUUUCGCCGCACUGCUAUAUAUGGCUUUGACCCGCCUUCAUCAGGAGAUGAAACUGGUUGCUGCAGCUGCUGCUUUCCUCGGCACAGGAAGGUAGUCGUUGCAUCUGCCCCAGAACCUGACUCUGAAGAGAAUUGGUUGCGGGAUGAUGAUAGAAUGAAUCUUGCUCUUAUUCCCAAGAAAUUUGGAAACUCAAGCAUGCUUGUUGAAUCCAUCCAGGUGGCAGCAAUUCAGGGCCUGCCUCUGGCAGAUCACCCUUCUAUAAAAAAUGGACGGCCACCUGGUGCACUCACUAAACCUAGGAAGCCUCUUGAUCCAUUCAUUGUUGGAGAGGCAAUCAAUGUCAUCUCAUGCUGGUAUGAAGACAAGAGUGAAUGGGGGCAAAGCGUUGGGUGGAUUUAUGGGUCAGUGACAGAGGAUGUGGUCACAGGGUAUAGGAUGCAUGAUCGUGGGUGGAGGUCUGUCUAUUGUGUGACUAAGAGAGAUGCCUUCCGUGGCACUGCUCCAAUAAAUCUCACAGAUAGGCUUCACCAGGUACUACGCUGGGCCACCGGCUCUGUCGAGAUAUUCUUCUCACGCAACAACGCCCUUCUAGCAGGUCCUCGGCUCAAGUUUCUGCAGAGAAUCGCUUACCUUAAUGUUGGAAUAUACCCUUUCACUUCCAUAUUCCUCAUUGUUUACUGUUUCCUCCCAGCCCUUUCACUCUUCUCCGGUCAGUUCAUAGUUCAAACUCUCAGGCUAAGCUUCCUUAUCUACCUCUUGGCAAUCACCUUGACCCUCUGUGCUCUUGCCGUGCUUGAGAUCAAGUGGUCUGGCAUUGCACUUGAAGAAUGGUGGAGGAACGAGCAGUUUUGGUUGAUUGGAGGCACAAGUGCUCAUCUUGCUGCAGUGCUUCAGGGGCUACUAAAAGUGAUUGCAGGAAUUGAGAUAUCAUUCACAUUGACAUCAAAAUCAGCAGGCGAUGACGUAGAUGAUGAGUUUGCCGAUCUCUAUAUCUUUAAAUGGACAUCCCUGAUGAUACCACCACUUACAAUCAUUAUGGUGAACUUGAUUGCAAUAGCUGUUGCAGUUUGCCGUACAAUAUACAGCACUACACCUGAGUGGAGCAAGUUGUUAGGAGGUGUGUUCUUCAGCUUCUGGGUAUUGGUUCACUUGUACCCCUUUGCAAAAGGUCUUAUGGGAAGACGAGGAAAGACACCGACAGUUAUAUACAUUUGGUCAGGUCUAAUUGCUGUCUCUAUUUCUCUGCUUUGGGUAGCUAUCAAUCCCCCAUCAGCAAAUUCGGACAUCGGAGGAAGUUUCCAGUUCCCCUGAGUAGAAAAGGAUCGCCCUGAGCUAUACUCAUUCUUCCUAUACCUGUAGAUGUUUCUUUGUAGAUCAUUUCACAUUAAUUUCAAACAAUGUUGCUCUGAUGAUACCAUUGUUUCCUGACUUCUAGAAAUGUUCUUUUUGAUACACAGAAUCAUUUUGUAUAGACAUACAUUCAUUUCGAAAUACAGGUGUUCAUAAUUG
Molecule: messenger RNA, 4114 nt
Organism: Rubroshorea leprosula
Lineage: Eukaryota; Viridiplantae; Streptophyta; Magnoliopsida; Malvales; Dipterocarpaceae
Source: the annotation of a GenBank genome assembly